This is a messenger RNA of Anguilla anguilla (European eel), 1360 nucleotides long. RefSeq lists its product as uncharacterized. The coding region runs from base 417 to 1193 and encodes 258 amino acids. NCBI's taxonomy places the organism in Eukaryota, Metazoa, Chordata, Actinopteri, Anguilliformes, Anguillidae. The transcript is spliced from 2 exons. The record is from RefSeq and is a predicted model, not a curated record.
ACAGCUCGCCUGCUCCACUUCCAUUUCGCUCUCGGUGCAGACUGCUGCUGCUAAGCACACAGUUCCCAGGAUAACUCCCAUCAGAAGGUCCACAGUGUAGUCCAAAGGAACGUUUAUACUUAUCAAACUUUGCAGCACCUCGACCGUGUUUCUUAUCAAAGGCUGCACGCCCAGGCUUAGGGACGGUGUCCCGGGUUUUUGCAAGGCGAGCAGCUGCCACUCAUUUGGACUUCCAUACGUCUGCUUCCGUACGUCUGUAGGAGGAAGUGGGACGUCAGUUCUGGUUGCGCUCGGAUUGACAACCUUCAGAGGAGACUGGGAAGGACUGGGAGUCGCCCUGCUGUUUACUUCACAGCGGACUAAUACCGUCUCCUUCGUCUGGUUGUGGACCGUGAGACAAUAGCGACAGGUGCAUUAUGGGAGACACACGUUUUCUGUGCAUUUCCCUGCUGGCUCUAAGCCUGGCGUCUGUCUCAGGCCGCCCUGAGGACACUCUGAGAAAAAUAAAAGAUCUUGGGGACAAAGACUUUGGCCACAAUUUCCCACGGCACGGGUUGAACCUCCUGUACUGGUUCUGCCGUGAGUACAUCACGUUUGAUAACAACGACAACAUGCAACCGGCAAAGGACCCCAAACAAGCUGCAUUUGGAUUUCAUUACUAUGGAAACAAAGAGGACCUUCUCCCUUCGUUGCGCAACCAGAAGGGGUACGCCUACUACACCGUUGGCAACCUGUUCGACGACAGAAACUUACCCCAGGGCGAAAAAAUGCCAGAUUACGUCUCGGAGGAGUUUGGACGUUCCAAGAACCUGGAUUCCCGCGAUCAGAACAACAAGGACCGGAUCAUCGUCAGGAGGACGCCGUACGGCGCUAUCGACCGCGUCUACAUCACACAGCACUACGACUACAGCAGCGACCGCGGGAGCCAGUACGACCCGGACAACACGUACGCCGUCGGCACCGACCUCAUCAGGGCCGUACGCAACCUCACGCGCGAGAAGUUCCUCAAACCCUUCGCUCCGAGGACCCGGGGCCACUACGCCCUGUGCCAUCCGGAGAGAGGCUCCGGCCCGCCGAAAAACUCCGAGGAGUGCAGCCACAGGUUCUCGGACGGAAGCGGCCAAUCAGCCGGCAGCACCCUGGUGUGCCUGUGCUGUGCGGUGCUGGGACUGCUCAUUGGCUGUUUCCAGUAAGGGUGCAAACCUCGGCCUUCAGCACAAAAGCAAUACCAUUUUGAUUCUUGAGGCGACGGUUCGAUAUUUGGCAAUACCGAAAAGUUUGAUACGAUCCAAAAGCUAUAUAUAUAUAUAUAUAUAUAUAUAUAUAUAUAAUAUAUACAGUACUGUCCAAAAGUCUUAGG